Molecule: messenger RNA, 7417 nt
Organism: Hemicordylus capensis (graceful crag lizard)
Lineage: Eukaryota; Metazoa; Chordata; Lepidosauria; Squamata; Cordylidae
Gene: CLXN
Product: calaxin
Exons: 6
Coding region: 634-1275 (213 amino acids)
Molecular function (GO): calcium ion binding
Source: RefSeq, a predicted model, not a curated record
AAAAGGGGCAGGCGGGCUUAAGCAGCGAGCCAGGGCAGCACAGGGGCAGAAGACCUCCCAAACCUGCGGUGUAUAAGAUCAUGGAGCGUGCAGGAGGAGUUACGCAGACACAGGUUUAUUUAGCCUCACUGUUGGGCGGGCGCGCGCAUACGCAGCCGGCCGGGCGCUACUGGGGGCAAAGAGGCAACAUGGACCGUUGCUUAGAAAAUAAAGUCUCUAGAAGUUACACCUUUUUUAUUUCCAGCAUUAGUUGGAGCACAAAGCAGAGAACAGAAGGAAAGAGACGGAGCUGACUGCAACACGGAGCGCAAAGGCGGGCUAGGACAAAGAAGCCAGAGCGGGCAGCAGCUGUUGCUCCUGUUGCCUAUGCAGCAGUACGUAGUCCAAACUAAGGCUGGCUGGCCUGGCAUGCCCGCCCCGUUUUCGGCGUGGAGGAUUCCUGCUGCGUGCGAGAAAGGGCGGGAGGAGGAGGGAGCGAUCAUGUCCUCUGGACUGGCCCGCCCUUUCUUUCCCUUCUGUUGAGGCCCUGCUGCUGCUGCCCGCCUCUUGGCGACGAGGCUGGCGUCUGUUGCCACGGCAACCGCGUGGCGGCCUGAAGCGGGAGGACCCGCGGAGGAGGCCUCUGAGCGCAAGAUGAACAGGAAGAAGCUGCAGAAGCUCGCCGAAUCUCUGGGCAAAACCGCUAGGCACUUCAAUAAAUUUGAAGUGGAAUGUCUCAUCAAGCUUUUCAAUGGCUUGGGAGUAGAGCCCAGUGAGCGACAUGCUAUUGUUGGCUUGGAUCGUAAUUCAUUUCGAAAUAUCCUACAUGUCACGUUUGGAAUGACAGAUGACAUGCUUAUGGACAGAGUGUUCCGUGCUUUUGACAAAGACAACGACAGCUGUGUCAGCAUAACAGAAUGGGUAGAAGGCUUAUCGAUAUUUCUUCGGGGGACACUGGAAGAAAAAAUAAAAUUUAUCUUUUCCAAAGACUGUUUUGAUGUCUAUGACCUGAAUAGCGAUGGAUACAUUUCACGGGAAGAAAUGUUUCAUAUGCUGAAAAACAGCCUGCUAAAACAACCAUCUGAAGAAGAUCCUGAUGAAGGAAUUAAAGACUUGGUAGAAAUAACAUUGAAGAAAAUGGACUAUGACCAUGAUGGCAAACUCUCUUAUGUGGAUUUUGAAAAGGCUGUAAGAGACGAAAAUCUCCUUUUAGAAGCAUUUGGGCCAUGUUUGCCUGAUAUCAAAUGCAGAAUGGCAUUUGAAUCACAGGCAUUCCAAGAUAGUCCUGACUUAUAGUUCUGCAAGUGAAAUACACUAUAUGAACUACUAUGAAAAGAACACCAGAAUUUUCAUUUUAGGUAAAGAAGGCAAGUCAGUAAUACUUUUCCUUCGAAAUGCCUUUCAAUAUAAUACUUGCUAGGGAAGUGUCAGAAAUUAAUAGAACACUGAUUCUAUUUUUAGCGAAGUAAAAUAUUUGUAAGAAUUCAAAAAAAUAAUGGGAAUACAUAAAUUGAUAGUUUAUUAAAUAGAAUGUACAAAAAUCUUUUGUAUACAGCCAUAACUGUAUUUGUUUAGAGUUGUGUGUAUAGAAAAUGUUUCCAGUAAUAUUUAUAUUCGUCUUCUCUGCUUUACUGUUGGCUGUGUUUGACUGUUUGCUGACUUCUCCUCAGAUAAUUCUGGAGUUUGAACAGGAACCACAACCUAGUUUGAAGAAAGGAGACUAAACUUAGUACAUCAUUUUUUUCUCCAUUAUUAUUGCUAGUGAUUUUUCAGACAGUUUAAGACAAAGUCUCUUGUAACACCUUAAGAACUAAAAUUUAUUUCAGUAUAAGCUUUUCAGUAUAAGCUUUCAUGAACCACAAUCCACUCCAUGGGAUGCAUGAAGUGUGUCUUUCUUAGCUGGUAGGGUAAACCUGAAAUACUUUUACGAUUAUUGAUCAGUUAUAUAUACAAACAGACACUACAUUCAAAUAAGUAAAUCAUACAGCAUGCUGCAUAAAAUUUGGCAACCUUGUAGGUGGUAGAAGGUUUCUUAUCUGCCAGGAGGGGUAUGGCAUAAAAUUCAGUAGUCUGGCUGGGAAAGCGUGAUAGCAAGGAAGAACUAAGACUGCACCAGCUAUCGUUACAAAAAGGACAAAACAACAGCACAUGAUGGACAGAUUUGACCUCAUCUGAGCUACGGGGCAUAACCAACUGGCCAGAGGUUUUCAAAAACCUUCCUGAUAAGAACACUGACGAUAAGGCAUCAUAUCUUGCUCUGAAGGAAACCCUGUGAUGGCUCAGUAAAGAGAGGGGCAAUAGAUAGCUAGCAGGUUCCCGGUUAAAGUCACCAAGGCGCUGUCUUUUGGUCUUCGGAAUGGAGCUUAAAUCGUUCUGAUGAUCAAUGUCCAAGAUGCUCUGUUUGAGGAUCUCCUUGGCCUGACUGUAAUCUAAUGACAAAUGUUCAGCAGAGAGGCCCAGUGAUGACAAUUUACCCAUCAGUGCUCAUGUCCAGGUGGAUAACAUAAGAGGGAUCAAUCCCAGAGAAGAGAAAUGUAUCCUAAGCCAAUAAAUGAGGAUUAAAAUCCAAGCUUUUGUUUCUACCCUCUGGGGGCCCGUUUUCAACCUCAAUGCUGCAUUGGAGAUACAUUGAGGGGCCCUGAAUACUGCUCUAAGAAACUUGGAUUAUCUCUAGUGCUCUAUAGUUAGGAUAUGGGCCCAGUUGUGCGCCAUACAAAAGUUAGGCCAAUGAUUUAACAGCAAAUAACUUUAGUGCUGCAGGGAUAACUUCUCCACCUUUGGAGCGAAAUAAUCUUAAUGUUGCUGAAGCACUUCUUUGUGCCUGUUGGGCAACGUAGUCCACACAGGCCUUCCAUGACCCAGUGACAUGAAAAACCACACCCAGAUAUUUAAAACUAUUGGCCUGCUCUAUACGAUGGCCAGUUAAAUCUUUUAGGCCUCUUGGCAAAGACCAUAACUUUGGAUUUAUGGAACUUAAUUACCAAGUGGUUAUCCUUGCAGUAAGUGGCCGAGAGCCUAAGCUCUCUCCUAAGGUCAACAGGAGUUUGUGAAAUGAUAGCAGCGUCAUCUGCAUACAGCAGGAUUGGGAUAGCUGUGCCCACAAUAGUUGGAGAAUGUAGCGCUGGAUCAGAGAGAUUAUUAGCUACGGUAUUUAUGUAAAGAUUGAACAGGGAGGGUGACAUUUCAUACAUCUUAUGCUGAAAUAAAUUUGUUUUUCAUUUAAGGUGCUACAAGACUCAUUGCUGGUUUUGCUGCAACAGACUAACAUGGCUAUCCCUCUGGAAGUUGUUACCAAACAAUUUGAUUCAUUGUACAGCAGGGGAAUCAAGAAAAUGUUGAUGGCUCACUGUUCUUUAAUAUGGCUUGUCUUCUCCAUUGCAAAGUGGGCCUGUAUUGAUACUUUGUGGCUUACCAGCAAGCCAUAUGCCGUCCGCCUGUCACUACCACUUCCUCUCAUUACCUCACUCUUGCUGCCAUCCUAGAAGGAAGGGCAAUAUGUAUAGCCAUUAGCUAAAGCGAUCUCUGUAAACUUAAUUCCUGCUCUUGCCCUUACUUUCCAGAAGUUUUGAUACCUGGCUACUUAAGAGUUUCUGGCUCUCACUUAAGUAAGAGUGAGGGGCAGGUGGUAGGGAAACUAGUACCAAGCAACCAGCAAUCUUCUGUGAAAUGGAUUUAGCUCAACAUAAGAACAGCCCUGCUGGAUCAGGCCCAAGGCCCAUCUAGUCCAGCAUCCUGUUUCGCACAGUGGCCCACAAGUUGCCACUGGAAGACUAAAGGCAGGUGUUGAGGGCAUGCCCUCCCUCCUGAUGUUACUCCCCUGCAACUGGUAUUCCAGAGGCUGGAGGUGGCUUAUAGCCCUCUGACUAGUAGCUCUUGAUAGACAUCUUCUCCAUGAAGUUAUCCAAACCCCUCUUAAAGCCAUCCAGGUUGUUGGCUGUCACCACAUCUUGUGGCAGAGAAUUCCACAAGUUGAUUAUAUGUUGUAUGAAAAAGUACUUCCGUUGGUCCUAAACUUCCUGGCAACCAAUUUCAUGGGAUGACCCCUGAUACUCGUGUUAUGUGAGAGGGAGAGGAAUUUCUCUCCAUCACUUUCUUCACACCAUGCAUGAUUUUAUAGACCUCUAUCAUGUCUCCCCGCAGUCGUCUUUUUUCUAAACUAAAUAACCCCAGGUGUUGUAGCCUUGCCUCAUAAGGAAGGUGCUCUAGGCCCCUGAUCAUUUUGGUUGCCCUCUUCUGCACCUUUUCCAGUUCUACAGUGUCCUUUUUUAGAUGUGGUGACCAGAAUUGUACACAGUACUCCAGGUGUGGCCACACCAUAGUUUUGUAUAAGGGCACUAUAAUAUUAGCAGUUUUAUUUUCAGUCCCCUUCCUAAUUAUUCCUAGCAUGGAUGACAGCCACCAGCUGUUAAUUUGUAGGAAAGAAAAAGCUGUUGAAUCAUUUCAAGUGGUAUUCAUGUCUAGUCCAAGGAAAAAGAAAAGAAGUUCUUCCUAAGGUCUAAUUUAACUGAUUUGGGCUUAUAUUAAACUUGCUCACCUGAAGGCAAUAUGCUAAACUCUUCAUACAAUGCAUUUUUAUACUUGGGAGAAGAUUUCCAAGUACAAAAUACACAUGCACAACAGUUAUGAAGAGUACCUACAUGUGAUAACACACACCACUGGCUUUAAAUUACUGGGUGGAGGGUGGGAUGUACUUGGAAAUCAGCUUCCAUGCUCAACACUUACUGUAUAAAGUGGCUCUAAAACUGCAAUCCUAACUAUAUUUCUAUAGAAGUUAGCUUCCAUUAACAUCAGAGGAGAUUUAAGUAAACGUGCUUAUAGUGACUGAGGUGUAAAUAUUCUUUGUAUUAAGUAGUUCAGACUUGGGUUAUAAACCUAAAUUGCCACUCCUGUCAGAAUAAGUAUUACUCAAGACUUGAGUAAUACUAAAUAAUUAUUGGUUAUGCAUUUAAUUCUAAAAAUUAUGUUAACCAAUAGCUUCAACAAAUGUCAGCAAGUUAACCCAAAUAAACAAUUUCUAUCUAAUUUUAUAUACUAUAUAUUUUGAAAGCACUGAAUGAAAGUUUACAAUAGCAUACCUCCUUAAGUUUAUUUCGAAUUAAGUUUGCUGAUGUAUUUAGUGAAUCAUCCUCCAUGUCUAUUUUAGGUGCUUCUGGUAGCCUUGGGCCAAUAAUAAUUUCUUUACUAAUAGUGUCCUUUCCAAAAAGGGCAAAUUUGUUAUCUUCCUCUCGUCUCCUCUUUCGUUCUUGCAACUGAGUUGUUCGAGGCAUAAAUCUGCCAAGUCCAUUGACACAAGGAAGCUUUCUUUGCAGUGUGCAAUAGUUUGGUCCGUUGUGUACUCCUUGCGGCAGAUGCUGAGUCAUUUGUGUCUUCUGACUCAAGCCAAGAGAUGGUUCAGCACAGUGUUCAGCAUACUGAGGUGCUUCCAGCACACUCCAAUCGUACUCUCCUGAAGGAGAUGCUACACAUCCACUGUGAGUUGACACUGAAAACGAUUGGGAAGGAUGAUGAACACGUGCAGAUGGAUUCCAGUUACCCGUGACAAUCUCAGAUGUAUGAGGAUCAGAAGUAUCCGGCUGAAAGAUCUUUCGAAAACUUGCAUUAGAAUCCUGUUUCUUUACCCGUAAUUGAUCUUAAAUAUAAAAUAGUAGGAGUUAGCAUUCAGAUUAUCGAACAUGGUUUUCUGUUUAGUAAAAAGUGGAUUACAAUGCAAUAACAUUCUAAGUUAAGAUUGACAUUAAGAUUGUACCCCACGCUCAAUUGUCAUGUCUGAACCUAUGAAAGUGUUACUUUUAGUUAACUGUGGCAAGUUGUAAAAAUAUGUUGGGAUUCAAGGGGUCUGAUAAAGAAGCAUUCAACAUUCCUUUCAAAAAUAGUUCAGAACUAAAUGAAUAUGCAGUACUUUAAUCCAUUUUAAUGGGAUUUUAAAUAUUAGAUAAAUAUUCAUCUCUUUAGAAUUAGAAAGAGUUCAUUAACAUUAUGAUCAAGUUAUAUGAAAACAAAAUAUGAUUACUAAAUCCCAGAAGAAUUAUUAGUACACAUUAGUGCUAUUAUGAAGAAGUUAACUCAUAUUACUCAUGGUCAUAUAAACUCCCAAAAUGUGUUUCCGGGGGCGGGGGGAGGAAUUUAAAGAGGCCUCUCAUUUGCCUUAUCCAAUAUCAAGAGAUUUUUUAACUUUCUCAUUGCAAAUAUUUCCAUGUACAAACAUAACAUUUGGAAAGAAGACUGGUUCUCAGACAUGGAGGCUGUGUACACAAGCAGCCCAGCCCGGGUUGGGCUCCUCUUGUGCAGCACUGGGAUUAAGGCUGAUCCUGGCACUGCCUCUGCCACAAGCCUGACUUUUAACCCCGGCCCUUAACCGGGCUUAGAAGGCAUGAGGGCACCCUCAACCCCAGGGCCAGGAUCAUGUGUGCACUCAGGCUGCACAGGGGAGUCCUUACAUGCACCACACUGCUCAUGCAGUGCAUUUAGGGAUUCCUGGAGGCUGGGACUAAUUUUCCCAGCCUUCAGAGAGCCUUGCACGUGGGUGCACGAACCACACAUCUCUCACAUGGAUCACAAUCGUUUGGAGUGAAGGUAAGUUCAAUCUUGCCUUCCCCAUGCCCUCCCCGCCCGCUGAAAAUGGUUGUGUGCAUGACCUUAUUAUUUCAGAAGCUUGCCAUCUUUAAGAGUACUACUUUUCUAAUCUCUCUGUCCACUAUUCUCCAGAAGAGUAGUUUGGCUUAUUUAGUUCUUACUAGUCUAUUUCUAAUUUAGCAUACUUUCAGGAAAUGAAAGCAAACUAAAAUUGAAUAUAGACAAGUUACGUUUCCACUCAAAACAGUAUUUCAUUAUUUUUAAGCUUUUACUUAAGUGUGGGAAGAAUCUCUGCUCCUGACCUUGAGUAUAAGUGGGGACAUAGGUCAGUGGUAGAGCAUCUGCUUUGAGUGCAGAAGGUCCCAGGUUCAAUUCCUGGCAUCUCCAGGCAACGUUGGGAAAGACUCCUGCCUGAAACCUUGGAAAGCCAUUGCCAGUCAGUGUAAACCAGGGGUCCCCAACUUGUGGUAUUCCAGAUGUUGCUGAACUACAACUUCCACCAUCCCCAGCCGCAAUAAGUACCACAGGUUAGGAACCCCUGGUGUAAACAAAAUUGAGCUAGGUGGACCAACGGUCUGACUUAGUAUAAAGUAGGUUCCUAUAUUCCCAUUUUAAAAGAUUCUUCUAUCACAUCAGAGUUUACUAUAGGCAGUGAAGGAUACGUAUCAGAGCAUUUGGAAGCCAGUGAAGGGGUGGCCUUCAAUGCGGGUCAGUAUGUAGAUUUUAUUUCAUAUAUAUUUUCUGACUGUCAUAGGAAAUAUUUCCUCAAGGACACAUUAGUAAGUGAUGAGUAUAUUUUCAGCAUGAUGUUUUGAUAUUCCUGUUCAAAACACUGGAUAAUUUAAAUAAACUAUUUUUCAAAUUA